Cryptococcus wingfieldii CBS 7118 is the source of this 1584-nucleotide messenger RNA. RefSeq lists its product as hypothetical. Lineage: Eukaryota; Fungi; Basidiomycota; Tremellomycetes; Tremellales; Cryptococcaceae. The coding region runs from base 1 to 1584 and encodes 527 amino acids. The transcript is spliced from 10 exons. The record is from RefSeq and is a predicted model, not a curated record.
AUGUCAAUCAUGCGCAACGUCCCCCGCCGCCUGCUUGAAAUGUCGAUAGCCAUCAACAUCUUUCUCUUCAUCCUCAUCUUUCUCCCGCACGACUCGGCCGAAGGUGCGCUGGGACAGGAUAUGGAGGAAGGGCGAUGGUGGAAGAUACCCAAGGGCGUACUUGAGAAGCUGGGGCGGAAACCCAUCGAGCCGGAGCAUACAUGGGAAGCGGGAGUCGAGGAGCAGGUGGUGGAGGUGGACGUUUCUACGAGCGAGAAAUCGCAAGGAGGAUGUAGUUUGUGUGAGAUGGAUCCUGCUCUGUGUCGAGAACUCGGAAAGGAGAACCUCGAAAAGGCGCUUUCUUUCGCUGGUACAGGUAUGCGCUUCAGGCGUAUGCUCUCAAAGCUCAAAAGAGGCGAACGCCUCGUAGCAGGCGUCAUCGGUGGUUCCGUAUCAAGCGGCCACGGUAUAGACCUUUUACCCGGCUGGAAACCCGACCAAUCCACAAACCUCCACCGCAUCAUAUUCGACCGUAUCGACCAUCUCUACCCCGCCCCCAACGGAGCUGUCACUGGGAAGAACGGGCGGGAGGAGGGGAAGAAUUCGUAUGUGAAUGGUGCUCAGGGUGCUUCUGGAUCACAAUACUUUUCUCUAUGCUACCGCGAACAUUUACCGGAAGAUAUGGAUGUCGUGUUUGUGGAGCUAGCUAUCAACGACGAAGUGCUGCUGAGCAACAUGGACUCGUACGAGAUCCUCAUCCGAAGCCUUCUCGAUCUUCCCAACAAACCCACCAUCCUAACCUUGGACGUCUUCGCCCUGAUGUUCAAAACAGUCGCAAACGGCGGUGAUCUCCACUCUGGUAUCUCCCAAUACUACGACCUCCCCACCAUCUCCCUCCGCAACGCCCUCUACGAACAAGUCCUCGCCAACUCAUCCAUCAUCCCCGAGCUAUUCAGUAUCGACAGGCAUGGCGAGCUUGAUCUGCGGCAUAUCAAUUUGAAAGGACAUAAUCUCCUUGGGAGGAUGGGCGCGGCGUAUGUGGAUUCGCAGGUGUGUGAGAUGGAACAGUAUGAGGAUACGUUUGAUCGUGCUGAGGGUAUGAGCCUCGAUGAGCUGUAUCCCCUCGCGCCUCUUCCUCGUCUGCGCCUCAACCAACCAUACGACUCCACAACCCACCUCCCCCAAAUCUCCCCCCAAUGCUUCUCCACAAACGGGCUCAAACACCCCCUCCUCCCCCUCCCCUCCUCCACCCUCGGCGACAACGGCUGGCAUCCCUGGGAAAGGUCCAACAAGAAAUACCUCAUCUCCACCACCCCCGGCGCGAGGGUGGAAUUUGAGAUGCACACGGGCUUGGGGAGGGUUGAUUUGAAUUAUUUGAGAUCGGAGAGCUUUGGAUUGGGGAGUGUUAGGUGUUGGGUUGAUGGGAGGGAGAAGGAGGGUGUGAGGUUGGAUGGGUAUUGGGAGAAGACGUUUAAUAUCGGGCAGACGACAACGAUCAAGGAUGGCCUUUCUAUCGGCAAACACAUUUUGACGUGCGAGCAUUUGAACGAGACGAGAGAUCCAAAGGGUGGGAAGGAGUUUAGGUUGAUCUCGGCCAUGAGGUGA